This is a messenger RNA of Lactuca saligna, 1581 nucleotides long. Lineage: Eukaryota; Viridiplantae; Streptophyta; Magnoliopsida; Asterales; Asteraceae. The record is from the annotation of a GenBank genome assembly.
AUGCCGAUGAAGUUUGCUACCAUGGCUGUUGAUGGCGGAGCUGCCGGCGGGGAUGUGUGUAGGCGUCUCUUCGUCGCCGUCGCUGCUGCUGUACCCGGUGAAUUUGAACCACUUUCUCUUUCUUCUUUCCUUCCCGAUGACUGCCUCACCACUGCUGAUUGGAGGCUGAUGCUCUCGGUCGCCGCAUGCCGCCAUGAAAUGGUGAUCGAGUUCUUGGAAUCGCGAAGCUGUUGCCCUUCUUUUGUGUCACCGUCGCCUGCUGCUACAUUCCGUCACCACCAGCCACCAUGGAAGGUGGUUGUGUGCGUGCUUUUGAGCCACCACCACCACCGUGAGGUGGUGGCUAACACCUCCGACCACCGCCUGCCGCCACAAUGCGAUUGUCAACAAACGCAAAUCGAUUCUAGCAGCUUCGCAGACAUGACUCAAAAACCCAGAUGGGGCGAAUUGGAGGAAGAAGAUGAUGGCGGCGACUAUGACUAUUUGUUGCCACCGAAACAGGUUAUUGGACCUGACGAACACGGCUUGAAAAAGAUAAUCGAGUACAAAUUCAACGAUGAAGGAAAUAGGGUUAAGAUUACAACCACCACUCGCGUCCGUAAACUCGCCAAUGCUCGGCUCAGCAAACGCGCCGUGGAGAGGCGUUCUUGGCCUAAGUUCAGCGAUGCCGUUCAAGAGGACGUCGGCGCCAGACUCACCAUGGUUUCAACAGAGGAAAUCAUCUUUGAGCGCCCUAGGGCUCCAGGUACAAAAGCUGAAGACGCAAAUGCAUCUGGAGAUCCAUUAGCUCAAAUGUCUAAAGGAGGAGCUGUAUUGAUGGUAUGCAGGACAUGUGGGAAGAAAGGUGACCACUGGACCUCAAAGUGCCCUUACAAGGACUUGGCUCAGCCCACUGAGUCCUUCACUGAGAACCCAAACCCUUCAGACUCAUCAGCCACGGGUGCAACCAAGGGUGCAUAUGUCCCACCCACGAUGCGUGCGGGUGCGGUUCGAACCACUGCUGGUUCAGACAUGAGACGUAGGAAUGAUGAGAAUUCGGUUCGGGUGAAUAACCUUUCAGAGGACACCCGUGAGCCUGAUUUGCUGGAGCUGUUCAGACCUUUUGGGAAUGUGUCUAGGGUUUACGUGGCUAUGGAUCAGAAGACUGGAAUGAGCAGAGGGUUUGGGUUUGUUAAUUUUGUGAGGAGGGAGGAGGGUGAAAGAGCUAUUGCUAAGCUUAAUGGGUAUGGUUAUGAUAACCUUAUCUUGAGUGUUGAGUGGGCUGCUCCCAGGGCAAAUUAGUCUUUUUUUACAUUUGUUUUUAAAUUUUUUUUUUUUUUAAUAAAAUUCCCUUUAGAAUUGUUCGUUUGUAAGCAAGAUUUUUGGGAUUUGUUUUUGAAAGUUUGAUGUGUAAAUAAAAAAUUUUGCUCAAGUUUUUUAGCAGACCUUUUUUUAUUUAUUUAUUGAAGUACUAAAACAUUCAACACAUUUUUUCACCAAUAUGUCUAUAUGAUAACUACAAGGCUUUAAUUUAGAGAUAACUGUAAAUUUGGUCGUUGUAUUUGUCAAAUAGUUUCUAAACUAUCAAUUUUACAUUCAAGG